GGCCCGGCUUUUCCCACACAAGGCAUAUGGAAAUCACUGGGAGUCGAGUCGUACGACAGGGCAGUCAUACGAGACAUUAUGGUAGACACGAAACCUGACCCGAAAACACCCAAUCGCUGGACACUUGCCGUUAGCGCACACAUAGAGACCGGAUCUCAGACACCAUUGGAUGCUAUUAUAGACAUAACACUCGACGGCAAACCACUGGUGGCUAAACACAGCCAACGACUCACUGCCGACCCCUUGGGUGCAGUGAAAGCCGAUUUCGUGAUCACAAUCCCGGAGGACAUACCCAUCACUGCGUGGUAUCCCAACGGUGUGGCCGACAAUACACAGCAGUUAUACUCACUUCAAGUGCGGCUCUCAUUCCCUGACAGUCAGGAAGUGUCGGCUCAGACCAAACGAAUCGGUUUCCGGACUAUACGUCUGGUGCAGAGCCCGACCCCCGGCGAUGGCCUCACCUUUUACUUUGAGGUCAACGGACACCCGGUGUUCGCCAAAGGGUCCAAUUGGAUACCGGCUAACGUACUCCAGGAGGACCUGACCGAGGCUUACGUCCGGGAUUUGCUGGUCUCUGCGCGCUCGGCCAACAUGAAUAUGUUGCGUGUGUGGGGCGGAGGGGUGUAUGAGUCGGACGUGUUUUACGGUUUGGCCGAUGAGUUGGGAAUAAUGAUAUGGCAGGACAUGAUGUAUGCCUGCGCUGCCUAUCCAUGCGCGCGCGGCCAACAUGAAUAUGUUGCGUGGGUGUAUGAGUCGGACGUGUUUUACGGUUUGGCCGAUGAGUUGGGAAUAAUGAUAUGGCAGGACAUGAUGUAUGCCUGCGCUCCCUAUCCCGUGAACCCGGAGUUCCUGUUGUCGGUCGACGUGGAGAUAAGUCAACAGAUCCGUCGUUUACAACAUCACCCGUCCAUCGCUAUUUGGGCCGGUAACAACGAGAUCGAGGCGGUCAUUGCGGCGUUUGUUUCAGACGAGAGACAUAAACAGGACUACAGGGAGUUGUUUGUGAAACACAUGCAAACACUGGUGACCGACGGCGACACCAGUCGGCCAUUCGUGACCUCCAGUCCAUCAAAUGGGUUAAGGGAUAAGCUGGAGAACUAUACGGCCAAAAAUCCCGGUGAUUUACGGUACGGUGACGUACACUCGUAUAACUAUAUGUCCCCGCAGUGGGACUGGACUGUAUACCCGAGGGGUAAGUUUAUCUCAGAGUACGGCCAACUGUCCUAUCCAUCACUGGACACCUGGUUGACAGCGUUGCCCGACUCGGACAUGACUUACCCGACCAGCGCCGGUGUCCGGCAUAGGAAUCGAUUGGGCUUUUUUAAUGGCACCAAGGUGAUCGAGGGCCUUUCAGGAAAUUACUUUGAAAUGCCGGCUCCGGGAGGUGUGGAUCGGUUCGCGGACUUAAUAUAUUUGUCGCAAAUAACGCAAGCGAUGGCUAUUAAGACACAGACAGAGCUCUACCGACGCGAUCGUGAGGUCGACCCUCAGACAGGCUUUGGUGGGACAAUGGGUGCCCUGUAUUGGCAACUGAACGACAUAUGGCCGGCGCCGACCUGGGCUUCCAUA
Molecule: messenger RNA, 1569 nt
Organism: Medioppia subpectinata
Lineage: Eukaryota; Metazoa; Arthropoda; Arachnida; Sarcoptiformes; Oppiidae
Source: the annotation of a GenBank genome assembly